Molecule: messenger RNA, 2310 nt
Organism: Debaryomyces hansenii CBS767
Lineage: Eukaryota; Fungi; Ascomycota; Pichiomycetes; Serinales; Debaryomycetaceae
Gene: FLC2
Product: flavin adenine dinucleotide transporter
Exons: 1
Coding region: 1-2310 (769 amino acids)
Biological process (GO): transmembrane transport; fungal-type cell wall biogenesis
Source: RefSeq, a predicted model, not a curated record
AUGAAGUGGAACAUUAUAUGGGUGCUAGUCAUGAUGAUGGUCGGUGUGACUAUGGGAGCUAGUGAUGAUAAAGGUAAGAAGGGGAAUUAUAUAAAAUCGACGUCGUUGUUGACAUGUAUGGAAAAUUCGUUAUUUACGGCGUCGCAUUUUGAUGUGGUGUUUUAUCCAGAUAGUGGGAAGGUUUUUUUCGAUAUUACUGCUAUUUCUAAUAUUGAUGGUAAGAUCGCGGCACAGAUUGAUGUUAUUGCGUAUGGGCUUAAUGUCUUGACGCGUAAUAUCUCGUUCUGUGACUUGAAUUUCGAAACUAUUUGUCCGUUAACAAGUGGACAUAUGGAAUUGGACUCACACUACGAUCUUUCUAAAUCUAUUACAAAGGAAAUCCCUGGUGUCGCGUACACUAUUCCAGAUUUAGAUGCCAGAGUUAGAGUGGUUGUAUAUGAUGCAGAAGAUAAUACAAAGCAAUAUGCUUGUGUCGAAGCUGUCUUGAGUAACGGUAAGACUGUUCAAACCAAAUAUGCAGCAUGGCCUAUUGCAGCUAUUUCGGGUUUGGGGGUUAUCACUUCGGGUGUCGUUUCAAUCAUUGGUCAUUCGAACACUGCAGCGCAUAUUGCGUCGAACUCGAUGUCUUUAUUCGUCUAUUUCCAGUCAUUAGCGAUAACUUCGAUGAUGGCUGUCGCAAUGGUUCCACCAAUUGCAGCUGCGUGGGCCCAAAAUUUCCAGUGGUCUUUGGGUAUUAUUAAAGUCGGUUUUGUCCAAAACAUUGCAAAUUGGUAUAUGCAAGCAACAGGUGGUACUCCAACCGACAUUCUUGCAUCAUCGUAUUUGUCGAUUUCCGUUCAAAAGAAUAAAUUUAAGAGAUCUGCUGAGUAUCUCUUAAACACCUUAAUUGACAAACAAAGAGCUAAUGAUCAUUUGACUCUUUUCAAGAGAGCCAGUAUUUCUCUUGAUUCCGACGAUUUUGGUUACGGUGAUUCGUUAGAUUCAUCAUUAUACUCCGUUAAUGAAAAAGAUGAUGAUUUAUCUUCAAAAAUUUUGGUUUUAAGAGGUAUCCAAAGAAUUUCCUAUUUAGCAGGAAUUGAAAUUACCAGCUUGUUCAUGACUAGUAUUAUGUUUUUGUUGUUUGUCGCCUUUGUUUUAGUUGUCUGCAUAUCUGCAUUCAAGGCUAUUAUGGAAAUUUGUAUUCGUGCUAAAUUUAUAAAUGAAGGUAAAUUUAACGAGUAUAGACAGCAAUGGCGUUAUAUCAUUAAAGGUUCCCUUUAUAGAUUACUUUUAAUUGCAUUCCCACAAUUAUCUGUAAUGUGCAUCUGGGAAUUUACUACUCAUGAUUCUGGUGGAACCGUUGUUGUUGCUGUUUUCUUAUUGGCAGUGGUUUUGAUUUUGUUGGUUCAAGCGGCCAUUAGAGUCUAUUUAUUAGGUAGAAGAUCCGUCAGACAAUUUAAAAAUGCAGCCUAUUUAUUAUAUGGUGAUGGAAAAUUCCUUAAUAAGUUCGGUUUUGUUUAUGUUCACUUCCGUGCCGAUUGUUAUUAUUUUGUGAUGAUCAAUUUAAUUUACAUCUUCUUAAAAUCAUUAUUUGUCGCUGUUUUACAAAAACAAGGGAAAGCACAAUCGGUCAUAGUAUUUGCCAUUGAACUCAUCUACUGUAUCCUUUUGUGUUGGGUUAGACCUUUCAUGGAUAAAAGAACGAAUGCAUUUAACAUUACUAUUUCUGUUAUUAAUGCUAUCAAUGCACUUUUCUUCAUGUUCUUCUCGUACAUUUUCAAACAACCACAUAUCGUUGCUUCUGUUAUGGCUAUUGUUUAUUUCAUUUUGAAUGCUGUAUUUGCAUUGUUCUUAUUAUUAUUCACCAUUGUUACAUGUGUUUUGGCCUUGGUUUAUAAGAAUCCAGAUACAAGAUAUCAACCAAUGAAGGAUGACAGAGUUUCAUUUUUACCUAGGUUCGACCGUAAAAAUAAAGGUGACAAAGAUAUGAAUAAAAGCCAACAAGAUGGAGAUGAUUUGGAAUUAAUGGCUUUGGGUGCUACAGCUAUGAGAGGCCAUGAAAAUGGUGGUAAGCCAGCCAUUUAUGAUGAAGAUGAAUCUGUAUAUGAUGAGGAUGCGUUUUCGGAACAAAAUAUCAAACAUCAAAAUACUUUCAAUUCUAACCUGUACUCUGAUAGUGGAGGCAAUAGAGACUCGUAUUAUUUAGAAUCAAUUGAACCAACUCAACCAACCUCAACUAUUGUUGGUAAUCCGAACGGUGCUAUGGGUAAGUACAAUACUGCUUAUGGUAACACUGACAAUGCAAAUGGGAAUAGAGUAAACUUCAUAUGA